This is a messenger RNA of Amphiprion ocellaris (clown anemonefish), 10863 nucleotides long. RefSeq lists its product as uncharacterized. Bases 460 to 3120 code for a protein of 886 amino acids. The transcript is spliced from 5 exons. NCBI's taxonomy places the organism in Eukaryota, Metazoa, Chordata, Actinopteri, Pomacentridae. The record is from RefSeq and is a predicted model, not a curated record. Gene Ontology annotation, biological process: negative regulation of JUN kinase activity; protein dephosphorylation. Gene Ontology annotation, cellular component: cytosol; cytoplasm. Gene Ontology annotation, molecular function: protein tyrosine/threonine phosphatase activity; MAP kinase tyrosine/serine/threonine phosphatase activity.
GCACCGCGGCUCCCACUGACACACGCUCAGACGUGACGCCAGCUGAGUGAGCCAAGCACUCCUGAUGACACUUAUUUAUUCAUCUGUUCACUCCGUCAGAGCCGUGCAGCCUCCACUCACACCACGUCUCCUCUUCAGUUGAUUUUUUUUUUCUUAUUUAAAUCUGACUGUUUUUCCUCUGAAGUAGGCUGCAUGUGCAAACGAGCAGGCAGGGAAGGUGUUACACAUCUGGAUCAUACCAACACAUCGGGUCGUGCAGCUCGGGGGCCACCACAGACAUGAGGAUCUCUCCUUCCGCUGCGCAUAAAUGAUGAAUACACUACGGGACUACUGCCACUCUUGAUGCAAGGCUGAAAAAAGGGAAAAAAAAGAGAUGAGGAUACCAUCGCCAGUGCGUGGAUAUAAGCAUGGGGACACCGGAGCGUGGUUUGCUUUCUCUAUGGCUUUGCAUAAACCCAGAUGCCUCCCCUCCCUCUUGACGAGCGCAUAGUGGUUAUUCAGCGCCCUAAAAACCUAGCCCUAUGUGAGGCUUCCCCACAAACCAUCCCACAGCACUCGUCUCAAAUUACAGCCUCCUCCAAUGGACAAGUCGCCCAGCCUCCUCAUCUCCAUCCUUCUCAGUCUCAUUUUUACUCACCCGCCUGUAAAUCUCUGACUCUGGAAUGCAAGCGGAGGGCCUCCCGUGUGCAGAAAUUCAAGGGCGACCAGCCUGCCAACCCAGCGGGUGUCAGACACAUCCCUAGCCACUGCCACAGCAAUGGCACAGUAACUCUGGGCCCACGCCUGCCCUCCCACACACAUACUAUUGAUAUCAGGUUGACAGUGGACAAAGGUGGCCGAGGAGGAGGAUUCAGCAAUUCAUUAGGGCGCAGUGGAAGUGUAAGAGGUGGCAGAGGGAGAUGUGUCUCAUCACAGUUAGAUCAAGGACAAUGUGAGAGAAAAACCGCAAGUGCAGGACGGCCAGUUGGAGCCGAACACAAGUUACAACGAGUUCGUCAACUGUCAUCUUCCCCUGGAGGGGUCCUGCAGUUUGUCCCCGCUCAGGCGCAGCAGCAUAAGUUCAGGGGUGAAAAAGAGAAGGAAAACACUAGUUUUCUCAACAGAAGCGACCAGGAAUUUCCCUCCUUAGGUCACAGGAAGAAUUCCAAACUGGGAACUGUCCAUCAGAGUCAUAAUAGUCGCGGUCAGCCCUACCACCACAACUCUGUCCCUGUGCCCCAUGCUGCCAUCCUAAACUCCAACUACCCCCCAUCCCCUCCCUCCCAACCUGCCCAUGUCCCGGUCUCAUUUCAGCAGAUCAGCCAGCCUCACCCACCUCGUUCCAGGGAUCACCGCCCUCAUAUUCUUCAUGGUCUACCCCUCUCCCCCUGCUCCUCCCAUGCUGGAGGCUUCCCCAGCCCCGACCACACCUGCACCAUCGACUGCACCCACCCCUUCAGCUGCGGCUGCUGGAGGUUGGUAAGAUGCAGAGGGUGUAAGGGACACUCUGCUAGCUUCCAAGGAGGUGGAGGAAGCACUUCCACCUCAUUUUCCUGUGGUCACAAUGUCGGAGCAGUAAAGAGAGGAGGUAAAGAAAUGGGCCUGAGAAAUCUGGGUGGGUGUCUUUCCACCGCCUCCACCUCCAACACCUCCUCCUCCAACAGUACUGCGUCUGACUGCCGAGCAAGUCUGUUCAAACCCCUCCGCUGUGCCUCCUGCUCUGGCGAGGCCGGAAACUUCGAAAGUCCUGCUAUCCUCCGCAAAAAGCUGGUAGGAGGAUGCCUGCCCUGUACGCCGCUGUCCUCUUCCGCCCCCCUGAGGGCCAUACAGAGCUGCGUUACGGGCUGCAACCCCAAAGCCUCCCAGACAGGCAGUUCCACCUGCAGCUACUGCAGCAGCGACCCCAUAGUGGUGACAUUCAACCCUCGCCGAGGCAAACCCCCAGGAAGAAGCACUGGAGCUGCUCAUCCAAUGGCCAUGUUCCAAGCCGAUGAUGAUGACUACAGCGUCCGUACUAUCUGGCCUGAAGAACUGGCCAAGAAGAUGACUCAUUCUAAGGCCCAGAAGAAUCACUGUGCUGGGAUGGGAGUGGGCGUUGGGAAGACCUGUGCUAGCCAGGCCCAGAACAGCAGUAAUGGAACAGGCCUCGUCCUCUUGGACUGUCAGAACCUCCAGGAGUACACACAGACUCCGCAUACAGAUCGUGCUGGUCGACGACGGCUUCAGCAGGGCAAAAUGGCUUCCUUCGACUUCAUGGGCUGCAGGUCUAGAUCCGACUAUGACGACGGGCGCAACUCGCUGAAAAGGCUCCUGAAUAAAGCAGAAGAUGCAGGAAUGAGCGAUGGUCCCGAGCCAGACGAAGACGCAGCAUAUCCCCGCUCCCCCUCUCCCCGCUCUGCAUCCCCUCCAUCACCUGUGUCCUUUUCCCCUCCACCAUCCGCCCCCAGCACACUCAUCAAACCCAAACCCUGGCAGAGAGAAAGAGACGGAGGACACUCUCUGCCAUCGGCUCACUCUCUUCACCUGGCCCUGAACUCCCUGAACAGAGAGCAAGAUGAGGAGAACAGCAGAAUGCACCUGUCCCUGCCGCUGUCCUCCUCGUUGCCGGCGUCUCUGUCUGAUGAGAGUGUGAUGACUCCUGAUGCGGAGAAUGCUGUGGUCAGUCCAAUCCUGCCUUUCCUGUAUCUGGGGAACGAGAGAGACGCCCAGGACCUGGACCUGCUGCUGCGCCUCAACAUCGGCUACGUGGUCAACGUGACCACUCACCUGCCCCUCUACCACGUCAACUCUGGACUGCGCUACAAAAGGCUCCCAGCCACCGACAACAGCAAGCAAAACCUUCGACAAUACUUUGAAGAGGUUUUUGAGUUCAUUGAGGAGGCAUAUCAGAGUGGACAGGGAGUGUUGGUACACUGCCAGGCAGGCGUGUCUCGUUCUGCUACCAUCGUCAUUGCCUACCUUAUGAAGCACACCCUCAUGACAAUGACAGAUGCCUACAAGUACGUGCGGAGCCGUCGACCCGUCGUGUCCCCGAAUCUAAACUUCAUGGGCCAACUUCUGGAGUUCGAGAGAGACCUCAACUCUGGGGUGACUCCUCGCAUCCUGAUGCCUAAACUGAACGGUGUGGAGACGCAGGUGUGAGAAAGGUCAGGAGAGUGUUGAGUCCCUGUGUGUGAAGACGAGAGAAACAGGCGGUAAUGAGCAUGAGAAAAAGAGUGCAGCACAUUUUAGAAGAGUGACACGGUGAGUGAUAUUGCAACUGGAAAAUGCUGGUGAGUUUGGCAGUUAGUGCACUUUUAAUACUGUGAAACAUGAGACAAAAGACUGGAUGGUUCAUUUGUUUAAGUAGUAACAACUUGAUCCUCAUCCAGUGUACUCUUUAUAAGAUAAUGUGCCAAUAUUUUGUAUAGAUCGAACAUCACUCAGAUAUCUCUUUUGUUUGUUUUUUUCUGAUACCUCUUCCUUUCUGUUCCUGUUGUUUACAUUCACAGCCACUUGCAGAAGUACAGUGACUUUUAGCCCAAGAAUCAUAAAUGCAUGCAAAAAUGAAAACGUCAUCUUUCAGCCACAACAAAGUUCUGAUGUUUCCGCCACAUGUAGCAACACACUGGUCAUUACAAUGCACUUUACUUCCCGUGUAAUUAUUAUUUUUUUUAUUAUCACUAACUCAGUUGUCACAAGGAUGAGAAGAAUUUGUCACAUAGACCUCAGUUACUGCUUUACGACUAACAAUAACAUGCUCAUGGGUUAUUUUGUGAUUUGAGAACUGUGCAGUAGAGCAGCAUGGACCUAGCAAUGAAACUUAUCACAGAAGGAACAAACAGCUCAUUAAAGUUGUUACAGUGGUUUUAUUUCAGUGUAGUCCCGUACAUUAGCAAAGAAAACGGAUUGCAGAGUUACUGGAGUAUCAAUAUGAUGCAAGAAAAUGUGUCAUUAACAUAAUGUGGGCAAAAAAAAUCACCUAAAUAUGCAGGUUAAUACACUGAAAUAAGCUCAUUAUAAAAGCAUUUGCUCAACAUUGUUUGAUUUCAAGUAUAUUUGACCCGAGGUGUGGGUUGGCAGGUUUUGUCCUGCUGUUAAAAUGUGCUUUAAACAACAGACCUUCUCCAACUGUGCACUGUUUGUUUAAUUCAUAAAAGAGAUGCAUUAUUUUUAUUCAUUUCUUUUUUAUUAUGUAAAAAUAGCUGGUUUGAUGUUUAGCAUGAAACAGUCCUGUGAUGGUGCAUGGGCUGGUAUUUGUUAAAUUUUAAAGAGCACAUGGUAGUUUGAUUUAACGUUAAUAUGCCUGUUCGGGAACUUUAAGCAAAUUAGUUUUGUGUUUAUAAAAAAAAAAAAAAAAAAACUGUGUGAAAUUUCAUGUUUUUAUUGUGUAACUGUUCAUUUCUGACCUUAACUGGCCUUUGGCAUUUGAUAAGUGGUAUUUCUCAAGUGGAAUCACAUUUCCAGAAUGGGGCUAAUUUGGACUUUUUUUUUAUUUUUAUUUUUUUAACCUGGGUCAUGAAUACUUUCAAAGCCAAAUCUACUUUGUAUUUAAUUAUUUUCAUACCUUUGUGAAGGAGUCAAAUGAGUCAGAAACAUCACUGUUUUUUUUUAGAGCUGGUGAUGUAUUAGGUAAUGUAUUUUUUGCUCCCCGUCUUCUUUUGCCUUAUUGACCAUACUGAACUUCUCAACUGUGUCCCUCAUGACUAUGCAUUACCUUUAUUAUGAAGGCUUUGGUUUGAUUACAGAAGGGUACUUGAUUCACUGUGAGCCUUUCGCCUGCAUUGUUAAGGUUUAAUCCUGAGCUAAGCCUAUUUUAUCACACUUCAAAUUACAGCCCCUGUUCAGUCAAGCUGCACUCUGAAUCUUCUAAAUAAGUGGACACUGGACACAUUGCUUCAUACCCAUGAGGCAAUGUGUCCUGCUUUUAAAGAGCCCAUAUUAUGCUCAUUUUGAGGUUCAUCACUAUUUUUGGGAUCUACUGGAUUACAUUUACAUUCACGUUAUUUCUCUCUUACUGUACAUUGCUGCUGCACCUCUUUUCACCUUCUGUCUGAUAUGCUGCAAAAAACACACAAAAAGCAACAACAUCUGUGUAAUAAUUUCUGAGGAAGGACAAAAAUAUAUAUGAAUCAUUAUCUGAAAAUAGCAUGGAUGUCCCCAAGAAGGUUUCUUAGAAUACUACCUCAUAGUCUUGCUUCAAGCAUAGCCUUCUCUUAAGACAAUUAUACUGACCGGUCAGUUGAUCUUGAAAGACAGAUAACAUAAUGGCCUAAGCAUAUUGAUAGGUACAGUGACUACAUACAUACAAAAUAGAAUAAAACAACCCAGAAAUUCUUAGAUCUACAAAGUACAUGCUGAGUAUAUACAACUUACAUACGAAGCUUGAUGGUACACCUGGACUAUUGAUCAAUUUGUCUGAUGAAGAUCGUUAUGCUAAAAACAUCACUAUGUAGUAGUAAAUUAAUCAAGGUUGCUGGGAGCAUUUACACUAGGGUGUGGACUAUAAUUUUUCCUUGUGAUGACCCUUUUCCAACAAGCCCAGUCUGCUCUGAUUGGUCUACUGGCUCAACAAAGUGAGGCAAUUUUGGGGCCAAAACAGCUGCUAGGCAGGUAUUAUGGAAAUGUGUUACAUGGUGAUGUAGAUAAGUAACAGAAGCAAAGCUUGGACUUUGAAUGAGGUGUUUCAGGGAGGUAAGGAGCAGGUUGUCCUGUUUGUGUGGACUUUGAGCUUUGUAAGUUUGCAGAACUUUUACAUACAUACAAAAGUUACAACACGCUACAGGACAGGGAGGAACUCAAAAAGCACAAUAUGGGCUCUUUAACGCAUCUUAUUAUUUAAAAAAAACAAAAAAAAAAAAAACUUAUUUCUCUAAAAAUGGUAAUAGAUCAGUUACAAUGUACUAAUUCAGUGCAGAUAGCCUUUUGUGAUAUGCAGCGUUCUUGUAAAUUUGGGGCUAUAAAUGGUGUGAAAUAAGGAGGAAAAAAUGCAGCUCUGACUUUCAACCUGAUAAGAGCUGCUAUUUCCAAUCUGCUAGAUAAGGAUAAUCUUAUUUUGCACAUUUUCUAAACUGAUGCCAUACACAUUUUAUGAAAACUUUCAAGCAACAGUAGCUAAGGGGUCUUAAACUUAAUGUACUUGCAAAAAAAUGAUGCAGUUCUUUGAGAAGGACGUAGGAAAGGGGGAUACUUGUGUUUUUUUUAUGUGUUCUUUUCUUUUAUUGUUUUAGUUAUUUAAAGACAGAAGUAAAAAUGGUUCUGCAGACUUACCGAUGACUGAUAGUCGAUAAAAAAACAAACAAAUCAAAAUCAGUGUAAGAGUUCACAGCACUAAAGUGCAACAAAGCUUUUUGUUAAAUUCCUCUAAUAUGUCAAGCAACUCCUAGUUGCCCCUUUUCCAGAUUUUCACUUGUGAUUAACUAAACGUCCUGCUACAACUUUCUAAAACCAAAAUGCCUUCGGUUUAGCCUUGUGUAAUUUGGUCCUUGGUUGCUGUCAAGACUGUGUAAAAUGAUCCUGAAUUCUGCUUGUUGGAUUUAUUUUCUGGCGAAGUGACUUUGAUAAAGGCUCUAUAUUUUUCUACAGCUCUUCAUCAUGUCGGGAUACACAUAUAUCUGUGUAUUUACAGUUUUUUUUACAUGACUCUUUAUUUUAUAUGAAAGGCCGUCUGGACAGAAUGACAUCUUCCGACUCUGAUGUGACAACAUGGAUCUUUAGGCUUUCCGUUGCAGUAUUACACGUCCUCCAGACCUCGGUAAUCGAGGCUCAAUAUGCCGUAUUCCUGUUUUUACCUCUCGCCUUUAUUUCAGCUGGAGAACCUUCAACCAAACAUGCUGUUCUCUCCUCCUGUCUCUCCAGCUCAGCUCCCAGUAGGUGUAGAGUGAACCUUUGAAGAGAGCCUAUUGCUAUCCUUGAUUUUUAUACAGACUUUAUAUGCAAAAUGGCUGCCGAAGCGAUUUCUUUAAAUCCCCGCUGUAUGGACUUGAACUGUGCAGUUGAGUCAUUGCUGACCUCAAGACGUUUGUACUCGAGAGACACAUUGAAAGGAACAUUUUCCUCUUUCAUUCAUAUGAACUGAAGGGCCAGUGUCGCUGUGAGUGUCAGUGUGUGUACAAAUUUUCUGUUUGUGUUUUGCACUUGAAAAGAGGAACGUUGUUACUGUGCGUAUGAUAACCUCUUGGGAACAUUGUAUAUCUGUGCAUUGGUUAAUUGUGGGAACUUAAUUCUUCUCGUUUGUAUUUUAUUGCUCAUUUUUAAACAUUGUUAUUUCCUGUAACCAAAUACUGAAUUUAAGGAUAUUGAUUCAUAGGAACGAUGAGGUAACUCAAGAAAAAAGCAGACCACCUCCCUCCUUCCUGACGGGGGUAAGAACUCUUCAGGUACGACUAUCAUAGUAAUGCUGUGCUGUUUCGACUUCCCGCCUCCUCCAGAGACCCAGAAACUCAUGUUACCUAACCUGUGAUGCUCUUCUGUCGCCUCCUUCCCUUUUCAUAAUGGAUUGUUUCUCUUAACCAAAUGUAAUAUUUUCAUAUUGUAAUAACUUGUCCUUGUAUUUAGACGACAUUUUUACCUUCAUGUACGACUAUACUCUUCAUAAUUCUUUGAGGUGCACUGUGACAAAUACAAUGCUGCUAUAUCACAAAGACUUUUAUUCUGUACGUCACAUUUAGCGGAUGCUGAACGCUAAAGGUGGCUGAUACAAAGUGGGCCUGAACAUAGAGGCCCCACUUACGUCAUUUGAAUUCAAUCCAGGCUUCAUUGUGCUUCCUCGGUGCGGUGUAUUAAUCUCAGAGUGACUUUGUGCACAAACGUAGGAUCUGUAGCUGUUCCUGUUGGUCUUCCUUUACAAGCAUGAUAGAAGGGAAAGAGAGAGUAGCAGUCAAGUCUUUCUAAAAGCCCAUCUCGCUUCUCACUGUGGUUAAAUAAAACUGUGACGUUGCUUUUUCUUUUUUCAGUUUUUUUUUUUUUGCAAAGGUGUUCAUUUUCACAGAAAUCUUGCCUAGGUUCAAUGAUACACUGAAUAUAGUUGUGUUAUUUAAAAAAAAAGUCCAAACAGACAGUGUAACUAUUUGACACUUUUGGUCAUCAGAGACUCUGUCGUAAUCUCAGCAUUUGUCAGAAAAAUAUGAGAAGCAGAACAUUUAAAAUUGCAAAACUGCUAGAUGCAUAUUUGUAUCACAUGCCGCAAAGUGCAGGUGGACAGUAAGUAGUGUGGUGCUGGUAUGUGCAGCAUUUUUAAAUUUAUGUUUUCAAAUCAAAUGUUCAUGAAGGGGACAGAAAUCACAGAUUUAAACACAGAUCAAAAAACAGCUUUUUAACCCUGCUGCUAGCUUGGAUCUCAGGAUGGCAAUCGAUGGUUUUCCACUGCGGGAGCAAACUGGUGCAAAUGUUUACAAGAAUGGUCCUGAUUGUCUCUUUCUGCAUUUGUGUUUCCAUUGUGGUGAAGAAUCCAACAGCUCUGACUGCAACAUUAACUUGGAGUACACGCAAAUAGUGACAAAUAGUAGUUACUGGGUGUAACUGUAGUUCUAUGUAGAACAAUGGCGAAUUUGUGAUGUUAGUCUAUUUGAUGACUUUAACGCACUUGCCAUUGCCAUCAAUAUUAAAGAAAAGACUGCAAUUCUUUAAGGAUAUAUAGAGAGUAGAAAAAUGGUGCUUGUAGUCUUCUUUAGUGUAACCAAUCAGUGUCAAGAUGCACAACAGUUUUCCAGAGCUGCUCAAAAGUGCCAACCCUGAAGGAGGUACUUUUAUCUGCCCCAAAAACAGCCCUGAAAGAGCUUCUAUGUGGGUGUUUUCUGUGGUUGUAACGCACAAAGAUUCAGGUUGCCUUUAAACAGCAUGCAAGUUCCUGCAGUGGAAAACAGCCUAAUGUUGUUCCCCAGAGGAUGAACUGUAACAAUCUUUGAUGAUCCCCGACUUUUCAUUUAGUACUACUUUGAAGUUGCCAUUUGUUACUCCAACAAAGUAUCUUGACAGCUGCUAUUGAGUUAUUUGCCAUUAAAUUUGGUACAGAUGGUCCAGGUCCCAUACAGAAAAAAAUUAUUGACUUUUCUCUGACUUUUUCUCCAGCACCGCCAGUAGCUGAAACCACUUAUUGAGUAAUAUAUCUCAACACCUCCGGGAUGAAUUACUAUAAAAUUUGUUACAGUUAGGAUCUGCUGUAACACAAUUUAAGCAAAUUUCUGUUUAAGUUCACAAUUUGAAUGCAUAAACCUCAGCAUGCUGCCAUUAUCACUGUGGACAUGUGAAGAUGCUGACAUUAGCAUUUAGCUCAUAGCAAAUGCUUCCGCUGCUAAGAGGUCUGAGGACACUAAGUCUUGUUUUAGACAUGCAAACACCCACAAAUGUUAAAAAAAAAAACAAAAAACUAAAAACUGCAAAAACAGAGCUACAGUUAGUCUCUGAUAAAUAAACUGUACUGUCCAUAUUAACUUUAGUGUCCAAAUCUGCAUGUUUCAGUUACAAGAUUUUAAUUGAUUUAAGCUCCAUGACGUAAAACUAUUUAUGAUAGUUGUUUUUUAACCAGUUAAGCUGGCAAAAAUGUGUCCAAGGUACUUCAUUAGUGUGAAUGGCAUUUAUAGAAAUAGUCUGACCUCACUAUGAUCUGUAUAGAAUAUUAAAGCAGUAUUAUUGUCAUUAUCGACUAAUCUGCAGGUACUUUUCAAGGUUAAACAAUUGUCUGGUGAAUUAAAUGUAAAAAAAAAUUAACAAAAAUGAAAAAAUCUGAUAACUAUUUAGAAUCCAAAGUAAUGUCUUUAAAUGUGUUUGUUUAUCUGAUCAAAGUCCAAAACACAAAUGUAUUUGGGUUCAUUAGUAUAAAUGACAAAAAUAAGCAGCAAAUCCUGACAUUUACAAAAGUAGAAUCUAAAAAACGUAGAAUUAUUCACUUUUUUUAACCUGAAAAAUAACUAAAAUUGAUGAGACAUCAAAAUACUUGCUGAUUGCAAACAGCUUCAGCGCUAUACAGUACGUAUAAGUGAUCUCAUGAAGUUAGAAUUCUAGAGAACGGAUUCAUUAGCUGCCUUUCGCCUUGCAUACUGUGUUUUCUUUUGAGGUAAACUGCCUGAGGCUUACGGAAACUCGCGUUUAGAAUAUGUUUGGACCUAUUUUAAUUUGCAUCCUUAUACAACAAAAUAUAUUCAUAGCAUACAUGUGCUUUUUAUUAACUUCGAGAAUCUUCAGUAGAUCUCAGAAAUAGUCCAAAAAAAUGCAUCUAUGAAUCAUAGUGUAGCACAAAAUAAUAUGCAAAAAGUCAAGUGGAAUUAUACUGAAAUACACUUCAGAGAAUCUAUAGGUAGCAAGUCAGCCAGUGUCAAGAUUAUCUCCGAUGUACACAGGCCUUUCACACAUCCCCAGAGAGGAAUGAAGCUCAGAGGUUUGAGGUUUAGAAAGGUACAAAACGUGCUGACAUGCAAAUGUAAAUAUGGACGUAAAGAACAAGAGAAGUGAUCUUUGUUUGAGACGUGACUAUAUCUUGUUAGCAUGACGUCAAACUCCCAUCCAGGCAGAACAGUUUUGCCGUAAAUAGGCGCACUAGCUGCAUAAAGAGGCUCAUAAAACAAUGUGUUUCAUAGAAGUGCUCUCUGGACAGUAGCUGCUGAUGAGCUCAGUUCAUGCAUUCGCUUCCAUUUCUGCCAUGUUUGAUUAGCAGCAGCUCUGAUUAAACUGAUUCCUGUGUUGGUGACAUGACUGAAGAUUUCCCAUCAAGUGAUUUAACUGCUGUCCUGUCUCUUUUGUUGGUUAUAGCUGAAUAUGAUAAUGUUACCAUUAUAGCAUCCUAAAGUGUGCAGUACAAAACCUGAUGGCUGGAUUGUGAAGUUGUUCUUCAUGUUAAUUUCUAGUAAACACACUGGAACUGGCUCUUUUAAUAAAAAAAAAACAAAAAAAAAACAUUGAGAAGUAAAA